Messenger RNA from Pieris napi, 2072 nucleotides. RefSeq names its product putative Dol-P-Glc:Glc(2)Man(9)GlcNAc(2)-PP-Dol alpha-1,2-glucosyltransferase. The record is from RefSeq and is a predicted model, not a curated record. Bases 229 to 1674 code for a protein of 481 amino acids. Gene Ontology annotation, molecular function: dolichyl pyrophosphate Glc2Man9GlcNAc2 alpha-1,2-glucosyltransferase activity. Gene Ontology annotation, biological process: dolichol-linked oligosaccharide biosynthetic process; protein N-linked glycosylation. Gene Ontology annotation, cellular component: endoplasmic reticulum. The transcript has 2 exons. NCBI's taxonomy places the organism in Eukaryota, Metazoa, Arthropoda, Insecta, Lepidoptera, Pieridae.
UUGUGUGUUUAGUAAUUAGUAUGUAAUCUGUGGUGCUAAAAAACCGCCUUUUUCAUUUACGUUUUCUAAAAACCUAAAAAACUUAAAUUGAAAUUAAAACUAUAACGAAAACGACGUUAUGUUUUGUUUACCACAAUGAAAAAGUAAAUAUCGUCAUUACUCAAUUAAAAUUAUCCUGAAACCACUACUUAGUAUCAUAGUAGCUAGGCUGGUAUUGUGGAAUUCAGAAUGUUGGGGAGUUCACUGAAAUUCAAUUUAAUUCUCCUAAAGGCUGUAAGCGUCUACUACUUCAUAUCACUACAGAUCUUUGAUGUUAUAUAUAAAGCUCAACCAGUUGUUAUUGAUGAACUCUUUCAUAUACCACAAGGAAUUGCGUUUUGCCAAUGGAAUUUCUCACAUUGGGACCAAAAAAUCACAACAUUGCCAGGUCUAUAUCUAGCAACUUCUGUUUACCCACUAUUAGACAUAAAAUGUACUGCAUAUAAUUUAAAAUGGAUUAAUUUGAUAGCAUCUGGUCUAAAUUUAAUAAUAUUUGCAUUUUUGCUCAAAUUUAUUUAUGGUAGCAAUACAGGUAGUCAAAUCAAAGUUAUUGUACAGGCUGUCAGCUUAGCUAUACUGCCGCCAUUGUAUUUCUUUUCAUUUGUUUAUUAUACUGAUACUUUAUCUUUGCUUGUUUUGUUAAUUUUUACAACAAUGUCUGUGGUAUUUAAGAGUUAUUGGUUGGUAUUUGUGUAUGGUGCCCUAUCAGUGAUCAUGAGACAGACUAAUGUGGUAUGGGUUGCCAUGGUAUUCGGGCAUAAAAUUCUGGAUUUGCUCAUUCGUACCUCAAGAGUGUUUGGUAAUCAGUAUUUAAAUAAACAUGCAAUAAGACAUAGUAUUAUAGCUCAUAACAUAGAUUCAUCUAGAUUAAAGAAAUAUUAUGAUUUGAAAGAUGUAUUAAUUGCUUUAGGAUAUCAUUUAACAACAUGUUGCGCAAGUCUGUUUAAGUUCCUAACAGUAUCUGAUUUUAUUAUAUUGUUCCAACAGCUGUCAGUAUUGCUUGGUUUUGUAGGGUUUGUUUAUAUGAAUGGUUCUAUUGUUGUUGGUGAUAAAACUGCGCAUCAAGCAACAUUACACUUACCACAAUUGUUAUACUUUUUGCUGUUCUAUGGUGUUUUUGGGUUGCCAUAUGUGCUUGGCAGGUUCACAUCAACCGUUAAAUUAAUUUUUAAAAAUAAGUUUAAAGUUGUCUUGCUAGCCAUUAUAAUUACAAUAGUAGUACAUUAUAAUACACUUGUACAUCCAUACUUGUUGGCGGACAACCGUCACUACACAUUUUACAUAUGGAAUCGUUGGUUUGGUAGAUAUGAUUAUGCAAAGUAUGUGACGAUACCAGCCUAUAUUUUCUUACUAUUUAGUUUAUAUGAUAAUUUGAAAGACCAAAAUUGUAUUUCAUUCUUAUUACCGUAUACAGUUUGUUUGUUUUUGAUGCUGGCAUUACAGAAAUUAGUUGAUGUUAGAUACUUUUUGGUUCCCUACAUAAUCAUACGCUUGAGAUUUGUGAAGUCCUCAUAUAAAAUAGUUAUUUUUGAAUUCCUUUGGUAUUUGGCAAUUAAUAUUGCAGCAUUUUAUAUAUUUUUCAACAAAGAAAUCAUGUGGACUAAUUUUAAAGAGCCACAAAGGAUAGUUUGGUAGAUUUUCAGACAUCAACAAUAUAAGCUAAUUUUAUUUAAUAUUUACUAUUAAUAUAUGUAUCAUGGCAUGGAUUUCUAGAGGGGUUGCAUAGACAACAGAAGCAUACCAGGUGAUUAUAAAUCAUACCUUUAUAUAUUAUAGUACAAAAUGCUUUUCCAACCCUAUUUAUCUAUCUGAUGUAUACAGGCAAUAUAUCCAGGCUUAUGAGAUUUUUUUUAGUAAGAUUUGAAGCCGCUCCAGGAUGUCUAUGAUCUGUCAUUUGUUUAGUUUUAUUCGAGCUGUAUAUGUUUAGUUUAUUAAUGUCUAGUCGUAGGUAACAUGCAUUUUCUGUAUAAUUUUAAUAAUGAUUAUGAUUUUUAUUGAUUAAAUAAAUGGUAAUAAUUAUGUUUUCUUUCGUG